GUCGGGCGGGUGGGGAAAACCAGCAAAAACCCGCCUAACCUGCCGCCUGAGGCGGCCUGCGGGCCCCUAAACCCUCGGACCCCGCCCGCCAGCCGCCCAGCGGUUGCUAAGUGACGCCAGCGCGCCGAAGAGCGUGCGCGGUCACGGAGGAGUGCGUGAGAGCGGGCACCCGCCGCGGAGGCGGCGGCGGCGGAGGCGAGGACGGCGGCGACGGCAGGCGCCCGGGGGGCGGUGGCUACGAGGGGGCCGCGGGGCCGGCGGAAGUGGCCUCGGAGCCAGCGGCUGAGUCGCAGAACUUGGUCGGGAUCAGCGACUAUUAUCUAUUCUACAAAAUGAGUAACAGCCACCCACUUCGCCCCUUUACUGCAGUGGGGGAAAUUGAUCACGUGCACAUUUUAUCUGAACAUAUUGGUGCCUUGUUGAUUGGGGAAGAAUAUGGUGAUGUCACGUUUGUGGUGGAAAAGAAACGUUUUCCUGCUCACCGGGUAAUUUUAGCAGCGAGGUGCCAAUAUUUUCGAGCAUUGCUGUAUGGUGGAAUGCGAGAAUCUCAGCCAGAAGCAGAAAUCCCCCUCCAGGACACCACUGCGGAAGCCUUCACCAUGCUACUCAAGUACAUCUACACUGGGCGGGCGACACUGACGGAUGAGAAGGAGGAGGUGCUGCUGGACUUUCUGAGCCUGGCUCAUAAAUAUGGAUUUCCAGAGCUGGAGGAUUCUACCUCCGAGUAUCUCUGCACCAUACUCAACAUUCAGAAUGUCUGUAUGACUUUUGACGUGGCCAGUCUCUACUCACUGCCCAAGUUAACUUGCAUGUGCUGCAUGUUUAUGGACAGAAAUGCUCAGGAGGUGCUCUCGAGUGAAGGCUUCCUCUCUCUUUCUAAGACAGCACUUCUAAACAUCGUAUUAAGAGAUUCAUUUGCAGCUCCUGAAAAAGAUAUUUUCCUAGCCUUGUUUAACUGGUGUAAGCACAAUUCAAAGGAGAAUCAUGCAGAAAUCAUGCAGGCUGUGCGUUUGCCUCUGAUGAGCCUCACCGAACUGCUCAAUGUUGUGAGGCCUUCGGGACUACUAUCUCCUGAUGCCAUUCUGGAUGCUAUUAAAGUUCGAUCAGAGAGCCGGGAUAUGGACCUCAAUUACAGAGGCAUGCUCAUACCAGAAGAAAACAUUGCAACUAUGAAGUAUGGAGCCCAGGUUGUUAAAGGGGAGCUGAAAUCUGCCUUACUGGAUGGUGAUACUCAAAAUUAUGAUUUGGACCAUGGAUUUUCCAGACAUCCAAUAGAUGACGACUGCCGUUCUGGCAUUGAGAUUAAGCUAGGUCAGCCGUCUAUUAUCAAUCACAUAAGGAUUCUCCUGUGGGACCGAGAUAGCCGGUCUUAUUCCUACUUCAUUGAAGUGUCCAUGGAUGAACUUGAUUGGAUCAGAGUGAUUGAUCAUUCACAGUAUCUGUGUCGUUCUUGGCAAAAGUUAUAUUUUCCAGCCCGUGUUUGCAGAUAUAUUCGAAUAGUUGGGACUCACAACACAGUGAACAAGAUUUUUCACAUCGUGGCUUUUGAAUGCAUGUUUACAAACCAAACCUUCACUCUUGAGAAGGGCCUGAUAGUUCCCAAGGAGAAUGUCGCAACGAUUGCUGAUUGUGCCAGUGUGAUUGAAGGAGUCAGUCGGAGCCGAAACGCCUUGCUGAAUGGGGACACAAAGAAUUAUGAUUGGGAUUCUGGCUACACAUGCCAUCAAUUAGGAAGCGGGGCCAUUGUGGUUCAGCUGGCACAGCCAUACAUGAUUGGGUCAAUACGGUUAUUACUUUGGGACUGUGAUGAUCGAAGCUACAGCUACUACAUUGAGGUUUCCACCAACCAGCAACAGUGGACCAUGGUGGCCGACAGAACUAAAGUCUCCUGCAAGUCUUGGCAGUCAGUAACGUUUGAAAGACAGCCUGCCUCCUUCAUCCGAAUCGUUGGAACACACAACACAGCAAAUGAGGUGUUCCACUGCGUCCACUUCGAGUGUCCGGAGCAGCAGAGCAGCCUGAAGGAGGAAAGCAGCGAGGAGCCGGGGACAGGGGACCCCCGUCCCGCCGGUCAGCCACCCGAGCCCCGCGCGCUGCAGGCCCCCGGCGGCGGCUCCCUGCCCGCCAGCCCCGGCCCGCGCUCCGGCCGGCAGCACCAGUGAGGGGCUCUGCCCCUGCCCGCCCUGCCCGCGGGCAGCAGACCUGGCUCAGGCGGACACGGAGCAGGUUUGCAACCAAGGACAGGAAGGGCCGCUGUGUUCUCAUUCGUUCCGGUCGGGCUGGUCUCCAGUCUCCAUCCGUCCAGUUCACACCCUACCUCUCCAGUCCACCCAGGCCGGCGCCCGUGUGGGUGGGCCGGGCACACAGGCCCUCGGACCUGGGGGCGCCCUGUGAGAAAUGGUUUCCUUCGUGUCUGCUCAUGAACACGUCACUCUGGCAACUGA
This is a messenger RNA of Pipistrellus kuhlii (Kuhl's pipistrelle), 2444 nucleotides long. RefSeq names its product BTB domain containing 9 (gene BTBD9). Gene Ontology annotation, biological process: adult locomotory behavior; circadian behavior; modulation of chemical synaptic transmission. Gene Ontology annotation, molecular function: protein binding. The transcript is spliced from 11 exons. Bases 333 to 2162 code for a protein of 609 amino acids. Lineage: Eukaryota; Metazoa; Chordata; Mammalia; Chiroptera; Vespertilionidae. The record is from RefSeq and is a predicted model, not a curated record.